Molecule: messenger RNA, 1946 nt
Organism: Alnus glutinosa
Lineage: Eukaryota; Viridiplantae; Streptophyta; Magnoliopsida; Fagales; Betulaceae
Product: glycerol-3-phosphate acyltransferase, chloroplastic
Exons: 13
Coding region: 124-1470 (448 amino acids)
Biological process (GO): glycerophospholipid metabolic process
Molecular function (GO): glycerol-3-phosphate O-acyltransferase activity
Source: RefSeq, a predicted model, not a curated record
CCCGCCAAUCCUGAAACCCCCUCCUCUCCCUCUCUCUCUCACUCUCUCUGAGUCUCAAAGUCUCAUCCACACACCUCAGCUCCUCAAGCAAUCAAAGAGAACAAAUCAAAGCCUUAGACUAAUAUGUUUAUCCUAUCAGCUACGCCUUCGCACGCAUUCUUCACAUCAACACCUAGGGUUUCGCUUUCUUUUUUAUCGUCUUCUUCUUCUUCUUCUAGGCUUCGUUCGGUCUCUGUGCGAUUCGGUGCUCGGAGGCCGGUUUUUCCGUGUCCUAUUCAAUCGCUGAAGGUGAGAGCCAUGGCGGAGUUGGUUCAGGACAAGGACUCCGCCGAGAAUAAUGUGGCGUGUUCCGGCGGAGAGAGGAGCCACUCGCACACCUUUCUCGAUGUGAGCACCGAAGAAGAGCUGCUGGCUGGAAUCAGGAAGGAAAGAGAAGAGGGAAGGCUGCCUUCAAAUGUUGCUUCAGGGAUGGAAGUAUUGUACCACAAUUAUAAAAAAGCAGUUUUCCAAAGUGGAAAUCCAAGGGCUGAUGAAAUAGUGUUGUCAAAUAUGGCUGUUGUAUUAGAUCGUGUAUUCUUUGAUGUUGAGGAUCCUUUUGUCUUCUCACCAUAUCACAAAGCACUGCGAGAGCCUUUUGACUACUAUACGUUUGGUCAAAAUUAUAUCCGUCCUUUAGUUGAUUUCAGAAAUUCAUAUGUAGGCAACAUUUCGCUUUUCAAUGAAAUUGAAGAGAAGCUUCAGAAGGGUCACAAUAUUGUCUUGAUGUCAAACCACCAAACUGAAGCAGACCCAGCUAUCAUUGCAUUGUUGCUGGAAGCAACAAACCCUCAUAUUGCUGAAAGCAUGACCUAUAUAGCAGGGGAUAGAGUUCUAAUAGAUCCUCUUUGCAAGCCCUUCAGUAAGGGAAGGAAUCUUCUUUGUGUGUACUCGAAAAAGCACAUGCAUGAUGUUCCUGAGCUUGUUGAGAUGAAAAAGAAAGCAAACACACGAAGUUUGAAGGAAAUGGCUUUGCUUCUAAGGGGUGGAUCACAAAUAAUAUGGAUUGCACCAAGUGGUGGGAGGGACCGACCAGAUCCUCAUACAAAAGAAUGGUAUCCAGCACCCUUUGAUGCUUCUUCAGUGGACAAUAUGAGAAGGCUUACCGAACAUUCUGGUGCCCCCGGGCAUAUAUAUCCAAUAGCAUUGUUGUGCAAUGACAUAAUGCCCCCUCCACUCCAGGUAGAAAAAGAAAUUGGAGAGGAAAGAGUCAUCUCCUUUCAUGGAGUUGGAUUAUCAGUGUCACCAGGCAUCAGCUUCUCUGAAAUUGCCGCGGCCUGUGGAAACCCUGAAGAGCAGGCUAAGGACGCAUACACACAAGCGCUUUAUAAUUCCGUGACUGAGCAAUACAAUGUGCUCAAUUCUGCUAUACAUGGCAAACAAGGACCAGAGGCAUCUAUACCAAGUGUCUCUUUGUCACAACCAUGGAAUUAGUGAACCUUUACAAUCAGGCUAGGACCUUUCGUUUAAACAUAAUUUUGCAACUCAACCUAAUGCCCGCUGGCCCUACGAAACCAGGGUGCAGUGAGAGAGGAAGCCUAUCUCUUCAUGUUCAUUGAUGACUUGAAAAUCAUGCCAUCUAUCACCUGGUCUUUUUCUGUGCAUGCCUCAGUGGAACUGUCAGAAAUUCAAUUUUGCAGGCAUCUGUCACUAGAGGGAAAGUUCAAUUUCAGGUGCUGGCUGUACAGCUUAUAAAAAUAAAAUAAAGAAAGAAAGAAAAAGGUUUCGGCUGUCUUACAUCAUUGUAAGGAGACUUGAGACCGCUGUUGAUAGGCAAUUUAGGUGUAUAUUUUGCUCAAAUUUUGUCAUUUCCCGUAUUCAGACUAAUUGCUCAAUUCUCCUUAUUUCUCUUUGAAUUAAAAUAUCUUGAACUUUUCCCAAUAAAGCCAUACACCUGGAAACAUUUGAAA